Molecule: messenger RNA, 1561 nt
Organism: Suillus paluster
Lineage: Eukaryota; Fungi; Basidiomycota; Agaricomycetes; Boletales; Suillaceae
Product: kinase-like domain-containing protein
Exons: 5
Coding region: 41-1258 (405 amino acids)
Biological process (GO): protein phosphorylation
Molecular function (GO): ATP binding; protein kinase activity
Source: RefSeq, a predicted model, not a curated record
UGUUGAUUUGCCCUUCAACUCGGUUACAACUCCAACUUGCAUGGGCAACACUGUGACUUUGAUGGACAAGAGUCUGAAGACGAAGACGAAGACAGAACGCAAGGCCGCCGAGACAGCGGAGCUUGAGAGACGCAAGGCUCUCAGAGCUCAAAGAGAAUUCGAAGCUUUUGGAGCGGAACGCAAACAGAAACCAGGAACUUUGGCGGUAUACGAAGUUUGGUGGUGUCAACAAUAUCAAUGGCUGAAGGAUGAAGGGUACUUACUUCGCCCCCGAUACGCUCCGGAAUGGGUACCAUCAUGGGAGGGUUCGCAGCGUCACCCUUUUGCUUGUGAAGAUGGUCACACAUCCUGUUUCUCCCGCAUCAUCGAUGCGACUCGCAUGUCUGAUGGCUUGUACGUUUCGCUCAAAGUGGUGGACAAAUCGGACUUCCCUCACGAGGUAGAUAUCGGGCAAUAUUUUAUGAUGGAGCACCUUGCCUCAGAUCCCAAGAACCACUGUGUUCCGUUUCUCGACGUGCUAUCAAUACCGAACGAGGAAGAUAAGCAAAUUGUCGUGAUGCCUCUGUUGCUUGAUUUUACCAGGCCUCGAUUCGAUACCGUCGGCGAGGUAGUGGAAUGCUUUAGACAGCUGUUCGAAGGCUUGCUGUUCAUGCACAAUAACCAUGUAGCGCACCGCGAUUGCAUGUCGAGAAACAUCAUGAUGGACGCCAAAGACCUCUACCUUGAACCUUAUCACCCUGUUAAGCCUCACAUGAAACGUGACUUCAGUGGCUAUGUGAAGCAUUUUACUCGCACUCAACGGCCGCCGAAGUACUACCUAAUCGACUUUGGUUUAUCACGCCGGUACAAUGCCACCGAGGAAAACCCACUGGAGUACCCGAUUUUUGGGGGCGACAAAUCAGUGCCAGAAUUCCAGAAGAAUGCCGAUGUUCCGAUGAAUCCCUUCCCCACCGACAUCUACUAUCUCGGAAAUGUCAUCAGACAACAGUUCCUGCAUGCCAGAUUGGGGCUCGAAUUCUUGAAACCUCUCGUUGACGACAUGGUGCAGGACGAUCCCAGCAAGAGACCUACCAUGGAAGUGGUAGUAAAACGGUAUGAGUUGAUCCGUCAACAACUCAGCACAUGGAAACUGCGCUCCCGCGUCAUUUCCAGGGAGGACGGUCUUCUUGAAAACAUGUAUCGGGGAACUGUGCAUUGGCGGCGGCGGAUAGGCUUUAUCGUCAGGCGUGUUUCAGCCAUACCUUGCCCUCCCGAAUGAAACACGCCUCGUGUGAUGCGCAUACACUUGGAUACGAUGUGAGUCUCGAGGUGCAAGGCGAAGUGCUCUGGGCUCAGGAUAUAGGAUGGGGUCUUAGCCAAGAUCUACCCGCUGAAUGGUCCGGGCUGGUUGGUUGUUCUUGCAUGAUUAGCACACGUAUAACAGGCGUCGUUCUUCAUUGUUAUACGUUAUUACCCAUGAGUUUUGGCUAUAAUAUGUAAGGUUGCAACAACGACAGAGUUGUCCACAAGCCAGCCUCGGGCGUAUCUUGCCUUCAGGAAUGCAUGCAUACGAAUACUUCUU